AGCCUCGAUUUCUACCCCCUUCUCCCUUCAGAUUUGAAUCAUGAAGUCUCCUCAUUCCUUCCUCUCUCUCUCUCUCUCUCUCUCUCUCUCUCUCUCUCUAUCCUCCUAUAUUAGCUUCCAUCUUCUCACCCUUCAAAACCUCCCUCUUUUGAAAGCUGAAACCUCUUCUACCUUUUGAUUUGAUGCAGCUGAAAGUUGUCGUCCAAAAUCUGUUUUUGCUUAAUUUGUUACACUAAUCCGUUUUUUUACAAAAAUCCCAUUUGAAAGCUGCAAGCUUUUUUAGAUGAACAUGGCGGCACAGAAGCACUUACACGAGCUGCUAAGAGAAGACCAGGAGCCGUUUCUGCUCAAGAACUACAUUGCCGAUAAACGCUGCCAGCUGAAAAGUGCUUCCACCAAGAGCCAACAAAACUUACAGGUAAAAAAACGCAGACCCAUCUCCCAAGUUUCAAACUUUCCCGGCAGUCUCUGCAAAAACGCCUGCUUUUUCUCCCUCCAAGACUCGCCGGACCUUAGGAAAUCUCCGCUCUUUGACUUCUCGUCGCCAGCGGCCAAAAGCCCAUGUAAAAGCCCCAACGCCAUCUUCCUCCAAAUUCCGAACAGAACCGCGGCCCUGCUCGUGGAAGCCGCGAUGAGGAUUCAGAAGCAGUCGGCGAAUUCUAAACUAAAAACCCAGAACAAAAAUCACGGGUUCGGGCUAUUCGGGUCGUUUUUGAAGAGGUUAACGAAUCGGAAUCGGGCCCGAAGGCGGGAAGUCCACGGCGAAGAUGGGGUUCAGGUCUCGGUGAAUGACAUUCUCCGGUGGGAUUCGUCAGUCGGGAGGAGAAAGAUUUCUUCCGAUCAGGUGGAGGAAAAGGUUGAGUCUUGUUUGGAAGUUGAGGACAAAAGUGCUUCUCUGAUAAGCACUAGGAGGCCCAGCAGUGCGGUCUGGUCCGAAACCAAUGAAGCCACUUCAAGCAGCUGCAGCCAGUCUGAGGACACAGCCGAUACAGAUUAUGCUUGUAAUUGUGAAAAGCUUAAUGCUUUUUGCGAAAGCCCUUUCCGUUUCGUCCUCCAACCAACCCCCUCUCCGUCCGGCAGCCGGACGCCGGAGUUCACGUCCUCGGUGACGUCCCCUAGUCGCCACAAACAAGAGGAGGAGGGGUUGAAGAAGUCCCAAGCAGAAGUGGAGGAGGAGGAAGAGAAGGAACAAUGCAGUCCUGUUUCUGUAUUGGACCCUCCGUUCCAAGACGACGACGAGGGACGUGACGGUCACGGUGAGGAUGAUGACGACGAAGACGGUUGUGAUUUGGAGUGCAGCUAUGCCAAUGUACAGAGAACAAAGCAUCACCUUCUGCAGAAGCUUCGUAGAUUUGAGCAAUUGGCGGGGUUAGAUCCAAUUGAACUUGAGAAAAGAAUGCUAGAAGAAGAUGAUGAUGACGAUGAAUGUGAAGAAGAUGAGUCUGAAACAUCAGAUAGCAGCAGUGAAGAAACUCUUGAUGGGCUUCUCAGAGAAGUACUUUCCAAAUUAAACUUUCCUUGUAACAAAAGAAUCCCCGAGGAUGUGCAGAUAUUGGCCAUGGAUCUCAUUGUCGAGGAGCAGAGAGACGAUGAUUCUUCCAACAGAAGGGAAGAGGUGGUGAGACGGGUCUGCAAGAGAUUCGAGUCCUGGAAAGAGGUGGAGUCGAACACCAUUGACAUGAUGGUGGAACAAGACUUUCGAAAGGAGCUCGACGAGUGGAAGAAAAGUCAAGAUCAAGUGGGAGAGACUGCAAUGGAGAUUGAACUUGCCAUCUUUAGCCUACUGGUGGAGGAAAUGGCAAUUGAACUAGUUUGAUUAACUCGAAAAUUAAUCAACCGGGAAAGGCUUGAUGUUAAGGGGACCAUUCCAAAGAGAUUUGGCAUAACGUUUUAAAUUUUUGUUUCCAAAUCAAAAUAUGAUCACUUGGAGAUAGUCUGGCAUGCACGGUGAAGCAGGAAAUAGGCAUAAGAUAGUAACAUGCCUGAGGAAGUAAUUAGAGGAACUUGGGGUUAGGUGGGUGACAUGGUAUUAUCAAUGUAUAUGGAUCAUGUAUGUAGUUGAGGGGCACCGAUGUAUGUAUGUAUCCGUACGUAUUUAGACAUGGCAUGUACAAUUCUUGGCCCUUUUAAAUACCCAUAUUAUUUCCUAAAUUUUAUCA
Messenger RNA from Malus domestica (apple), 2159 nucleotides. RefSeq lists its product as uncharacterized. The record is from RefSeq and is a predicted model, not a curated record. NCBI's taxonomy places the organism in Eukaryota, Viridiplantae, Streptophyta, Magnoliopsida, Rosales, Rosaceae.